Molecule: messenger RNA, 620 nt
Organism: Argiope bruennichi
Lineage: Eukaryota; Metazoa; Arthropoda; Arachnida; Araneae; Araneidae
Product: acanthoscurrin-2-like
Exons: 3
Coding region: 63-572 (169 amino acids)
Source: RefSeq, a predicted model, not a curated record
GAAGUUUUAAAACUGUCACAGUAGAUCUUCUCAUCGAUAUUCCUCUUGGAUUAUAAUUUACUAUGGACCUUAAAGGAAUAAUAUUUGCCAUGGCUACAUUUCAAGUUUGUCUUUGCGGAUUCAUUGGAGGUGGAGGUGAUGGUGGUCAGCUAGGUAAAGGUGGAAUAGAUAUUUUAAACGGAGGAUUCGGAGGUGGAGCUGGACUAGGAAACCAUGGUAACAAUGCUGGAUUAGCUCUUGUUGUUCCCGUUGAUGGUCUUAAAAUUGGAGGACAAGGAGGCGGAUUUGGUGGAAAAGGAGGCUUUGGAGGAUUCGGAGGUCAUAAUACAUUCGGUGAUCUCGGUAUUGGUGGAGGAGGAUUCAACAUCGGAGGAGGUCUAGGAUGGAGACCAAAAGGUUUAGUAGGAAAUAAUUUUGGAGGAUUUGGUGGAAAAGGAGGAUUUGGAAAUUUUGGUGGAGGAUUUGGAAACUUCGGAGGAAAAGGUGGAUUUGGAGGAGGAUUUGGCAUUGGCGGAGGAGGUUUUGGUUUGAGACCUGGAUUCGGAACUAAUAAAGGAAGUGCAUGGAAAUAGAAAAAAAUAUCGAAACCUUCUUUUUCAACUAUUAAGAUACGCCAUCCA